This is a messenger RNA of Choloepus didactylus (southern two-toed sloth), 1067 nucleotides long. It is a transcript of the gene GPR15LG, whose product is annotated as chromosome 15 C10orf99 homolog. The record is from RefSeq and is a predicted model, not a curated record. The transcript has 3 exons. Bases 31 to 267 code for a protein of 78 amino acids. Gene Ontology annotation, molecular function: G protein-coupled receptor binding. NCBI's taxonomy places the organism in Eukaryota, Metazoa, Chordata, Mammalia, Pilosa, Megalonychidae.
CCAUCCCAGGGCGUGAGACUGCUCCCCACCAUGAGGCUUCUGGUCCUCUCCAGCCUGUUGUGCAUCCUGCUUCUCUGCUUCUCCACCUUCUCGGCGGAAGGUAAGAAGCAUGUUGUCAAGCCCGGGAGGGGCCGGCCCUGCUGCCCCAAGUCUCCUAACCCUGAGCAGGCCAUCCUGAGAGGACGUCAUGUGAAGUCUUGCAGACCGUGCAAGCCCAGGCAAGGGAACCCCAUUUGGGUGGUGCCCGGGGCACUCCCACAAAUGUAGUGCUCCCCAAACUAGGCUCCAUCCAGCUGAGACCUCAUGCCCAGUGCCUGCGGUUGCCCCAGGGUGCUCCCCCUGAAGCUGGAGCUGGUUUCAAAGGUCCCACGGGGCUCUGACCUAUAGAAGCCUCCUCUUAAAGAUGCAACACUUCUUCCCUGCCACGUGAAUUGUGCUUGUGCUGCGUUUUAGAAAAGUCUGAACCAGAAUCUUCUGAAAACCACAACAUGGAUUCAAAGAUCGGAGCUCUGGAAUGCCAGUCUUGCUGUGCGGUCUCAAACAAGUGACCUAGCCUCUCUGGGCUUAUGUUGACUUCAGUGGUGUAAACUCCAGCAAGGGGAAACAACCAGGGAAGGCUCAUUGGCCCUGAUAUCAGUGGACUUCAUUCACCCCUUUGGAGCCUGCAUGGCAUAGCGAGCUGGGAUGUUGGAGUUUUACUUCUCCAGCAGCACAGGUCUGAUGGUCAUGGUGGAAAAGUCUGCCCACGUGUAUAUACAGGUCCCCUGCCCCCCCCCCCGGGAUUCCAGAACUCCAGAUCCUGGCCCCAAUCUUGCCACUGACCUUCAGAGAUAUUGCAAAGCAGGCUCAGCUCACCUGACCUCAGUCCCCACCUGCCUCCUCCAGCACUGAGAGUCUAGGAAUCCACCAUAACCUCUGGCAACCACAAACCCAGGGGCCCCCGUGCCUGCUAGGGUGUGGGGCAGCAGCCACCCCAGGAUGGCAGGCUGGAGCUGCAGAAGCUCAGCUGUCUUCAUAUGCACACUGCAUCCUGUCCUUAAACAUCCCGGCAGCUCCCUAACUUCCCA